AUGAUCGGCAAGAACAAACAGAAGAAGCCGAGAAGUAGUCAGGGCCAAUACACAUUUCAAACACUGCUCGACAGGAAGAGGAGCAACCCGAGCAUAACGAGGAAGCUCGGUUCUAUUUCUCGAUUUCGAGACAUAUCAAAGCCCUUUGAGGAGCACUUUGCUGGAUCAGCCAUCUACCUAUAUGACUCCGAUUACUUGAACACAAUCAAGCAAGGCCAGUACGAAAGUCUCAAGGACUACAUGACGCGCUUCACAAAGAUAGCCAUGAGUAUACCCGACCUCCACCCCGAGGUGGAACUGCACGCCAUAAAAAGUGAACUACAACUAGGAAAAUUCCAGGAAACUAUUGUUGUAGCCAAACCUAAGACUAUGGUCGAGUUCCGUGAAAAGGCUAAAGGUCAGAUCAACGUUGAGGAACUCCGGCAAGCUCGGAAAACAGAAAAGCCUUAUUAUAGAGACGACGACAGAACUCGAGACAAAAAGAAGAACUUCAAACCGACUUCGCGAUAUGAGUCCUACACUCAAUUCAACACCAAGCGCGAUGAUAUCAUCAAGAAGAUCUUGAAUUCGAAGGUGAUCAAACCGCCAAGAAAAGCUGGCAGUUACCCAAAUUCAAAAGGCGCGGACAGAUCAAAAUACUGCUCUUUCCACCAAAAGCACGGACACACUAUAGACGAGUGUGUCAUCGCCAAAGACCUUCUGGAGCGAUUAGCUCGACAAGGCCACCUGGACAAAUACAUCGGUGGCCACAUACAGUGA
This is a messenger RNA of Arachis duranensis, 759 nucleotides long. RefSeq lists its product as uncharacterized. The coding region runs from base 1 to 759 and encodes 252 amino acids. Lineage: Eukaryota; Viridiplantae; Streptophyta; Magnoliopsida; Fabales; Fabaceae. The record is from RefSeq and is a predicted model, not a curated record. The transcript is spliced from 2 exons.